Messenger RNA from Caenorhabditis sp. 36 PRJEB53466, 10446 nucleotides. Lineage: Eukaryota; Metazoa; Nematoda; Chromadorea; Rhabditida; Rhabditidae. The record is from the annotation of a GenBank genome assembly.
AUGGACUUCAGUCGAGAGGCUCUGCUCGCCGAGCUUGAGCUCAAGGACGAUAUAAUCGAGCAGUUGAGGAAGGAACUGGAGGAAUAUCGGAUGAUGAAUUCGGUGCGGAAGACGGCCGUCUCCUCGGAGCCCGACGUGCAGAUCAAGAGACCGAUCAUUGGCAAAAGUGACGAGUGAGUUGGGAGAUGGACUGAUCAUCUCAAUCUCUUUGUUAACAUAAGACUGAAACCGACAAACUGUUCCUUAGGAUCUCAUCUAUGCACUGUUCGAGACUCAACCCAAACGAAUUUCGGUUUCCGCAAGUUCAUGGCCUUUAUUUUGACCUAGAAAACUGAAAAAACGCGUUCAUAUGUUACGUGCAUUCUCUCAUCAAAACCGCAGAAAUAGACACAAGAUCACAUCACUUAAUUUUUUAAAUUACUCUCUCUUCACAAAAAAAGAACCGAAUAAUCUCGUGAAUCAACACGCACCAACCAGACUCUCCAUCCCAUUCCUCAACAUGUGCUUUGCCCCUUCGGUAUCAUGUCGUUGUGGAUUCACCGAAAUAAUCGCUUCUUCUUUGCUCUUUGCACGAAGGUCACUUUUUUUGUCUUCUCGCGCGCCCAAACGGAUUACUGUCUCCGAGGGGCGGAGCUCGGCGGAAUGAGAGGAACCGAGCCGACCGGCGGGUCCAUUUCACUUUGACACUCGCUUGUGACUCUCAUAUUUCUGCUUAGUGCUCUUUGAGAUGAAGUCGUUGCGCUACCGAAGAGAUUUGUUCCGGAGUAGGACUCAAAGAUAUGUUCCGAGAAGGUUAGUCGGUUAAUUAGCAAAGAAGCGAGUGUUUUGUUGACCGACGGCUUGCAAGUUGCAAUGCAAAAUGGUCUCUUUGUUGACGGAAACGGAAUGUUGGGUAGCAAGAUGCAAAAGAUUUUGCAAAAAAUCUGCAAAGUGGUCUUCAGAAGUCAUAGAAACAUCCUUAAAUAUAGCUUUUCUAACAGGGCUCCUUUAACUUUUGUUUUAAUCAAUAUUGCUACUAGACUUGUCAGAAUUGCCAGUACAGGCUAACUUUCUGCAAUAGUAACUCAUUAAGAACAUGUUUAAAUGAUGAGAAAUGUAAGUGUUAAACUUAGAAUAUCAGUGAACAAACUUCCACGUCCAUCUCAUCAAGACAAUCUGAAACCGUAAUCCUUGCAGAGCCUUCGAAACGAUCGGAAAUGCUUUGUGCCGCAACUCGUUCCUCCGCAACCUGGACUCGGUCCAAACCGAGAAGAUCGCCUCGGCCAUGUACCCGGUGCAAGUAUCCGCCGGAGCCAUUAUUAUCCGUCAAGGGGAGCUCGGCUCGAUUAUGUACGUCAUUCAAGGUAUGCAAAGAUGAUAAAGAAACGGAAAAAGUGGUGCGGUUGCAGAAGGAAAAGUGCAAGUUGUGAAGGAUAACCGAUUCGUUCGCACGAUGGAAGAGGGCGCUCUGUUCGGAGAGCUCGCGAUUCUGCACCAUUGCGAAAGAACUGCGACGGUUCGAGGUUGGUUGUGAAACGGUCCGGGUGGCUAGUUGAAUAGAGAAGUAAUUAGACAACUAUUUCACGAUAUUUUGAAGCAUGAAGCCUUGUGUGCCACUUUUUCUAAGAACUUCUCACGUUUCACGACGAUACUCAAACUCGACAAUUUUCCUUUGAUGACUGUUCACAUGCCCUUUCUAAUCAUCCCAUCAGAUUCCCCUCAUCAGAAACAUUUUGUUUUGACUCGCGAAAACCUGUUAGAAAAGUAAAUAACUGCGCGUUUGGCCAUGUGAAAAAGAUCCAGUUAUCUCAGUCUGCAAAUUCGUGAUCUCUUGCUGAAACGACCAAUAACAAAUCAGACAUCUCGGGACUCACGUGGCUUCCCGGAUGGCUGAGCACUGAAAACUAACUGAUUCGGGUUGUUUUGAUUGAAAAUCAUCCGAGCCCCGGGAUUCGGAAGAAUGACGUGAUCGGAACGAAGAAGAACGUCAUUGACUUCUUUCGGAUCAUGACAAAACAGGGCGAAGAACUUUUUGUUUUGAACUAAUAAAAUGAAACGACGUCAAGUAAUAAAGUUAAAGAUCAAACAAUGUUUGCGUAGGUUACUUGGGAUUGAGCGAGCUGAAACUAACUUGAACACUACUUCCUCAUUGUCCAUUCAAAAAUAACAAAUUUCUCCAAAACAAUGCGGCCAUCGAGAUCAAAUUGUCGCCUUUCCGAUCAUUUUCAGUAAACAGUCGCCUUUCUUGAUUACUGUAGGUCUUCAAAAUGAUCGCUGUUUCGCAAAUAACAUCACGUUCUCAAAGAUUUCCAACAGAGACCAAACACUGAAAACUUCCAUACAUUCCUCCCAUUCUAUCACAGAUUACUGAAACCGUAACCAUUCAUUUUCAGCCAUCGAAGCGUGCCAAUUGUGGGCCAUCGAGCGUAACGUAUUCCACGCAAUAAUGGUCGAAUCGGCUCGCGAAAAGACUCUUUCAUUCAAGCGACACCUCAAAUGGUCCGCCCGUUUCGGAGGCUAUCCGGAGGAGGUUCUGCUGCGAAUCGCCGAAUUCUGCACCGAAAUGAGAUACGAGGCCAGGGAGGAGCUCGUCGUCAAACCGCAGUACGUAUAUCUCGUCUGCAGAGGAUCGGUUAGUCGUCUAUGAAAGUUUUUGGGAGAUUUCUGUUUCAAGCUGUCGGGAAUAUUACAUGGAAGCUUAUUUAUCUGUUUCAAAGUUUCACCAGUAUCAAAACAUAACUGAAAUAGUUCACAGUGUACGGUUUUCGUGCAAAAUGCGUCUUAGACUCAUUGGUUGAUCCCAAAGGCCAUUCAAGAAGGAUGCCUAGUCCUUCUCUUGACUCCAUUCCUUUAAAAACUUCUCGUGACCAAACACUUCACACGAUUUCGUGACCAACUUUUUUCCCAUUUUCAUCACAGCCAAUUAGAUUGCUCUCAAAAAGUUUAGAAAUGAUAGGCAGUUAUAGUCGCAAUUCGUACAGUUUUCAUUGCUCUUUUUUUGGGUUGAGAAAAACGGGAGAGAAGGAGAAGAAGAACAAUAGUUUGAAGUCAUGUACACUGUGAAUCACACGGAUGGAAGAAUGUGAAAGAGAACGAGAGUUGAACACUUCCAGUCUAAAUAUUAAGAAGAACUAACGAGCAGGAUGCAUCAUUUUUGUUAAUCAAAGCUUAGUGGAAUAGAAAACUUUCGAAGGGUUUCUUGGACGCUUCAAAAUGGUUGCGAAACGUCCGCAAGUGGUACGAACAGUAUUAGGACGUUGAUUCUCGUUAAGAAUAUUAUGAAAACGCUCUCCGAGUAUACAUCCCCACCCUGAAACUGAAAAGUUUUUACCCUUUCGAAAGUGAUCUCCGAGUAUUCCUCUCAAAGCCCGUCCCGGAUAACUGAUAACUGAUAACCGCUUUGUUUCUUCUGCUCGUGCCCACAAUCUUCAUUUCCAUCCCCUCCAGUACACUUGUCCUCCGCCGAAAUACAAUCGGUUUGCGAGAGACGCCGCCGUCUCCGUUACGUUUCUUCUCGUUAUCACACAGCACGGACGCCUGGCGCCACAGCCUCAAUCGUCGCAACAAAGUGAACCAGAAGACGACGGAGAACGGAUCGACACGUGAAAUGCACGCGGACCGCACGACGAGGGAUACGGUAGAUCAUUCUUUGGGUGAUCUGAGUGGACGUCACGUGUUUAGAUGGGGACCGGUUGCGAGGAGGAUCCGAUGAUCUCGGGUCCACGAUGGUUGCAAUUGGACGAGUUGUACACUAAUCCGGGAAUGGUGUCAAAAAGCGGGGAAAUGAGGAAGUGAAGAGCUAUUCUAGUCUCUAAAAAUGAAGAAUAAUAUCAAUUACGGUUUCAAGAGGGUCAUUUAGACCACUUUACUGUUUUUAUAUUUAGGUUUGUUCUUACAACAAAAAACUUCAGUUUCACGUGCAGAAUGAGUGCACAUAUUCUUCUUCAACCCGUUAACUGAUAAAGGCAACAUUUUGUCUUAAUCCUAAUUGAUUCCGAAUGUGAUGUUCGAUUCGGUUCAUCAAUUGACCAACCCUAAUCGAAUUCGAAAUCCAAAUUAGUAGUUCCUUCCGAUUGUAGUCUCUCUCUCUCUCUCUCUCUCUCUCUCUCUCUCUCUCUCUCUCUCUCUCUCUCUCUCUCUCUCUUUGUUUCGAUCCGAAUGAUCACCGUUCCUAAUCGAAUCAACGCAGCUGUUCAUCCAACUGACUAUUAUCAAAUCAAUCAAUUUCCUCUCGCUUAGCACCUCUGCCGUCUCUCUCCUCUUUUUCUCCCUCUCCGUCAGCUUCUUUUCCCACUCUUUCUCGCGGUGGCGCGUGCGAACCGAAUGGCUGAUAAAUUGACAAUACUUGCAAAGCGGCGUGUCUCCGUUUCUCGCCGUCACCACGCUAUUUUCACGUUGAACUUGCAGUACCUGGUUCCAGAAGUGAUAGGAGAAAGAGAAAGAGAGAGAGAGAGAGAGAGAGAGAGAGAGAGAGAAUGGAGAGGGUGCUAGAGAAAGAGAGUCACGUGAGUGGCCGAAUUGAUAAGACAAAACAUGUGAAUCGGACCACUGGUUUGUUGAUCGAAAUAAGUGGGAAAGAGCAGAGAACGCAAAAGCUGGACCAAAAGAUGAACAGCCUAUGGUCACGAUGGAAGCUGAAAGAUCUUGAUUGACGGGUCUCGCCACGAACAACUACCGUAGAUACUGUAAUAGAAAAGCACACCAAUACAGUCUAUUCAAAGCGCAGUAUCUCUGCUGCCGGUGGAGAUGUCAAAACUUUGUCAACUGAUAAAUUGUGUAUACAGUUUCAACAAGUCUACAACAUUCUGUAACCUUUCAUUAAUCGCUUCUUUCGAUAAAGUUGAAAUAAACGCGAAAUCAACUUUUUCACCUCCUCCCCCGUCCUCCACGAGUUUUGUGAACCAGGAACUAGGAACCGAUUCGCUUCCCUCUCAUAUGACAUCUUUCUGUUCUUUUAUCACUCGUUUUCCUCCAAAAAGCGCUCGAUGACCUGCCGAAAAGGCAAACUUGUGUACGUGAUUUAAAGAGAGAGGGAGAGAGAGAGAGAGGGCGUCAAAAACGAUGAUAACGAUGAAAUCAUUCCGUCAUUGAUAGACAACGAAUCGAUUGCGAGAAUUGGUUGAUUGGAAGGGUGUCUGAAAGGCUUCGAAGUUUUAGAUCCGAUGGAUACGGUAAACCGCUCUAUGUCCGUAUCCUCCGAAUGUUUGUUUGUUGUCCAGCCCAGAUCCGAAUCAUGUGGUCAGUCAUGUGUCCCUUCCCUCCUCCUUUUAUCUCUUUAACCUUUUUUGCAAGAAAAACCGGAUCCAACAAACAAAGUGACCAACUUUUAUGUUUUCAUCUCUGAACUUGUGAGCGUGACGUCAGUUGGCAAUGAGCACGCUGGUCGUUUGAUCUCUUUUCACUAUACGAUCUGUCAAAACAAUUGGCUCGCCGAGCCGAGCACCAUCUCAUCUGAAGUCCUCUAAUCGAAUCAGUGUGGAACUAAUCGAUUAUCGUCGUUUCAUGGAAAAGCAACACAAUUUCUUCUCCUCCCGCGGCGGUCAAUGAUCGUGAUGACAGCUGGCCGAAACAAGUUCAUUCCGGUCGAAAUGUGAAUGUGACAAAUGAGAACAGACACGCGUGGGUUACGGUAGUUUCAUGGCCACUGAGAACGAUCGAAAUGUUAAGAAAAAGAAGAGGAAGAAGAAGAAGAAGAAGAAUGAUUACGUGACAGACGGGAAGCGAAGAGUCUAGUCUUUUAUUACUGUUUACUGAAAGUGAACGGAGAAGGAGAAGGUGAUGGGUACUUUUUUGAGGAAUGCGAAAACAUGCAAAGGAAGAGGGAAUAAUGACUGGCAAUACUGUUUCAGCAUCCGAUGAUCAAGCUGUGAACUUUGGUUGAGAUAGUAAUAAUGCUAGAGAAACGAUCUUAUCGACUUCUGAAACUGUACAUUGCAUUCUUCAUCCAUUGAACUUAUAAAGAAUGUCCUGAAAGAUUUGGGUGAUAUAGAUUUCUCGUUUUUGAGAGAAAACGCUUCAAAGUCGCUGUUCCAAAAAGUUUACAACAGGCUACCACUGUAUCACUGACCGAAACAUGAGACUAAUUCGAAAGCUAAGACGAGUUCGUGAAACAGUGAAUCCCCGGCACCGUUACUAGGCCCCUUUUCGUUUCAAUUAGUACAAUUCCAAACGAAUCAGUACUUUCCAGUCUCCCUAUCAAUCGUCGCAUAAUUGCAUUGUCCCAACGUCCUCUCGUUUAGUCUCAGCUGUUGUCUUGACCCAAGAUUGGAGACCAGAAAAUCAAAGAUGCAAAUGGGAAAGACGACGUCAUCGAUUUGGGAGGUGUGACAUUGAGAGAAGAAGAGACAUGUUCACACUUUCUCUCUUUGCCGCGUGGCUGAUACGAAACAGUGUGAUAAUGAUAUGGACGCAAAUUGUUAACAGUGUCUAGAUGACGUGGCAAUGUUGAUGUUGACCGGUCAAAUAUGAAUGCUAUUGUACGGCUGCACAACAUGAAUCAUGAGCUGAAAGAACCAAUGAAGGUCUCCCGGUCCCUGGCGUUCAUAUUCGUUACCCAAAAGUGAACUUGAUCAGGAGUGUGUAAUGUUACGAUGACGUGGCACGUUUUUAGUACUAUUUCCCCGAACAGUGUGUGUGUGUGUGUGUGUCAUCCGCCGUUUUACGAUUCCCCAAUCAGUCGGUCGUUCUCUGCGUUAUUGCUUUGUUCUUCAAAAAUUGCCCUAUCAAUCGAUAGAUGAUCACUGAUUUCCUCGAAGAUCUCUGUCGCCCCCGCAUUCAUUCGUUUAGGAAAGAAGGAGGCGAAAAUAAGUUUGAUUUGGGUUUCCGCCACAAACAUUCGACUGACUGAUAACCGGUUCUUGCGUUCUCUUUGUCUUCUUCUUCUUCUUCUUCUUCUACUUCUUCUCCUUCUUCUUCUCUGAUCAUAACCAAAAGGUUAACUGCCGCCACUGUCACACAGCUUAAAAUAGAUCAUAAACGGGAGAAGGGGAAAUGAGGGGCUUGAAAAGAAAUGAGUCAAAAUUACGAUUUGCAGGUGAUAUGCGACGAUCAGGGAGAAGUGAGCAAGAUCACCGCCGGCCAGGACUUUGAACUCCGCUGUGGCAGAAAGUGAGUUUGAAAGGGAAAGUGAUAAGGGCGAUAGGACCGAACUGUGAUGUCUUGUACCUGUUUUGGGCACGUGCUCGAUUGACACACAACUAUGACAACUUAAAGUACACUUUUGCAAGAUCUGCUGCUGGGGGAAAACGCGCUCUGACGCUCUAGCCAACGGAUGGCCGAACUUUUUCGCACCUCGACCACCGCCUGCUCCAAACUGUUCAAUCAAAUGCACUUUGCUCGUCUCCACUUUUUUCCGCGGAAACUAAUAACAACUGACCUCGCUCGGUUGCACUUUUUCUCUCGUUUGGAGCACACGAAAUCGAAUCGUAAAGCCGCUUUUUCUUCUUGAGAGCUCAUUGUUUUCGAGACCGCCGGGUCAGGUUUCCUUCUGGAAUUCUCGCCUAGACACCUCACACGUCCGCAAUUUUAGUCGUAGACACUCUAGUGUCCCCGAAACAUUUGACCCCCUUGCGCCCCAGAGAGACCUUUGUGCUCCGAGAGCACGAGUGCGCUUUCACUUUCACUUUCUGCACAAAGUAUUUCAUGCUAAUCGGCUUUAAAAUCGAUGAUAACACGAGGGGAAAAUGGGUGAAACUAACGCCGUGGUACUCAAAAUAUUUGCGGCGAGACUUUCAUGAGCUCUCGAAGUCUGAAACAAAGAUCAAACGACGAGACGACCUAAAAUCAAAAGUGUGUACGCGCGGAAAGGUGCGGAAGGGCCCGCGGAAAGAUGAAAUGACAUUGUUUGAUCUCGAAAAGAGACACUUUGUCUGCAUCUCUCAUUUGCCUAUUCCAAUCAGCUGACGAAUGAGUCGGAUGGGCCCGAAGUGAAAGAGGCAUGCAUUCUGAGAAGUUGUCACUUUCAUCGGGUGCAGAUGAAGCUCUCUGAACAUUCUCGACACUUUUGCCAAGUUUUUCCAUCAAAAACUGUCGUCUGAAAUUGCAGAAACGCAAUUGUACAGUCCCAUUCUUUCCCUUUCAUCAGUUAUUGUUGUGUCAUUCGUGACUCACUUCUAAACAGUGUGCCCCCUCAAUGCACCCAAUUCUCUCACAAAUGUUGUCAAUCAAUAGCUUCUGCCUCCUCUCCUCUUCCUCUCGCCAUCCGCCCGUACUUUGCUCGUCUCACGUGAACAUCACACCCGUGGUCCCGUUGUUUUUGGGUCGUGUGCAGACAUUGCCCGCAUUGCCAGCAUUUCGAGUGUGUAAAACUUGAAAUCACCCGAAUUUUCGUCGCUUUUCCCCCGGCGAAAAAGUGGGGUGACAGACUGCAAAUGUAGUGUUGAUAAGGUCGAAAAAAGAACGAGACUCUAAGCUUCUGUACUCUUCUUGUCACACGUCAAUGGAGUACUGUAGUCGGCGCAUUAUGCCAGUACGUACUAGGCCCGUUUAAGAGGGUUAAGCGAGUUUCGAACCCGCUUAACAGCGAACUCUCAUGCAAUCCGUCGUAGUUUGGUCAGUGCGGGUUCACGUGCCCUCUCGCCUCUCUGCGCCUCUCUUCUCUGCUCCGCCCCUCGUUCCCACCCCGCCCCUUUUCUGGCCACGCCCACUUUCGCAUCUUCUCUCUCUCUCUCUCUCAGUCGCCGUCGCCGUUUUUUCAGUCCUCAUUCAUCACAGGUCGUCCUAACAAGCCACGAUUACAUCGGGUAUAAAUGGGACGGUCUGGCGAGCGGAAAUUUCACUUUCCACCUCGAACACUGCUUUGGGAGCGGCUCGUCUCAUCGAAUUCUACGUGGCAUUAGUGACGUGCUCCCGUUCUGGCUUUUCCGGAACGAUUACGGUGGUUUGUGAACCAUGAGCCAGCCAGGCAGCCGCACCGGCUGCUUCACAACCAAAUAUUUGCCUUUUUCCAUUCCCCUUCUCACACUCGCCUUCUUCUUCUUCUUCUUCUUCUCCAGCAUGAGCCCAUUUGUGCUCCGCUCCAUUUGCAUGUAGUGCCACGUGUCACCUCAUCCAUUUGCAGAGGUCGUUUCGAACGAUUCUUUGUCCUCGAAGGACCCGCUCACCUCAUCAAAAUGCACGUCGAACAAUUGUGUAAAGCCCUCGACACGACCGAUUUGGACGACGAGAUACGACCCAGAGCCAGGUAAGCUCAAUGAGCCGCCGUUCACGUGCUCCCGACAUGCUCCCAGACUUUGCUCCUUCUCUGCGCUCUCUUGUUUUUGUGCGCUCUUUUCGCGAACAAACAUGUACGAUUCAUCUAAUUGCACGCGCAGAAGGAGAAAAAGAAAAAGCCAGUUUUGCACAACUCCAUCUUACCGUAUCCCAUUUCAGCAACAACCUGGAAGAGGUCGAAGUCGAGUUGGAAGACCUGCAAAGAGUCGCCACGCUCGGAAUGGGCGGCUUCGGACGCGUCGAGCUCGUCCGUUCUUCGGUCCGAACGUACGCGCUCAAAAUCAUGAACAAGGCGCACAUUGUGGAGACGAAGCAGGAGAGCCACGUGGUCUCCGAACGUCGGAUAUUGAUGCAAUGCGACUGCGAUUUCGUCGUCCGACUCUACAAAACGUACCGUGACAGCGAGAAGAUCUACAUGCUGAUGGAGCCGUGUCUCGGCGGAGAGAUCUGGACGAUUCUCCGCAAAAAGGGCCGUUUCGACAACGACCUGACGCGUUUCUACUGUGCCGGAGCCAUGGAGGCCCUCGAGUACCUGCACCGGAAGUCCAUCGUCUACCGGGAUCUCAAGCCCGAGAACAUGCUGUUGGACCGUAACGGCUUCCCGAAACUCGUCGACUUCGGGUUCGCGAAGAAGCUGAAGAACGGCGGACGGACCUGGACCUUCUGCGGAACCGCCGAGUACGUGGCCCCGGAGAUCGUGCUCAACAAGGGACACGAUCUGUCCGUCGACAUCUGGGCUCUCGGCAUCUUCAUGUGCGAGCUCCUUACUGGAUCGUUAGUUUCCAUCUCAACAUUGACUGAUUCCAACUGUUUCUUUCGUUUCCAGGCCUCCGUUCUCGAGUACUGAUCCAAUGGUGACUUACAAUGCGAUUCUGAAGGGACUGGAAAAGUGGGCGUGGCCAAGGUAAGCUUUGUUUGAUUACUGUAUCAUUGAUAGCGGGGACAAUGGCAGUGAUUGAUGCGUACAAUGCGAAUGGAAACGUUUUCAGAUUCGUGACAAAAGAGGCGAUCGAUAUGAUGCUGUCGCUGUGCAAGUACGAGCCGACCGAGCGUCUCGGCUUCGGAGACAUCGGCGAGAUCCGCCACCACAUCUGGUUCGACAACUUCGACUUCGUCGGCUUCCGCGCCCACCGAAUGCGCCCUCCGUUCGUUCCGUCCGUCUCCAGCGAUAUUGACACCUCCAACUUUGACACCUUUCCGGUGUUUGACAACUUUGCGUCCGGAUGUGACGAGUCCGGAUGGGACGUCGAAUUCUAA